Molecule: messenger RNA, 1412 nt
Organism: Nothoprocta perdicaria
Lineage: Eukaryota; Metazoa; Chordata; Aves; Tinamiformes; Tinamidae
Gene: CMSS1
Product: cms1 ribosomal small subunit homolog
Exons: 11
Coding region: 1-885 (294 amino acids)
Cellular component (GO): nucleus; 90S preribosome
Source: RefSeq, a predicted model, not a curated record
AUGUCCAUUAAUGAAACCUCUGCCCUCGUCCUAGGUGGCGAGUUUAGAGAGGAGGAAAUGGAGGAUAUUCCUCAAGACGCACAACAUCAUUUAAGAGAUUCCUCGGAUGAUGAAGCUAGUGAGAAGACAAGUGAGRAGUGGAGAGCAAUGCAUCAGGAAUCAGACUCCAAACCUGCUGUGACAAAGAAAAGAAAGAAGCCUACAGAGUGCUUUUUAACUCAGCCUGAAGAAAAACAGGAGAGCACUGCAAAAGCAAAGAAGAGAAAGAAGAAGAAGAUUUCUGAUAUUCUGGAAAAGUCUGCUCCAAAACCUGGUGUCCCUAAAGAUCUUCAGGAUUUGCUCAGUCAGCAUUUUGAUGCAAGACGUUCCGUGAUUGAAAUCGAGGAAUUAAAACUGCCAGAUUCCUGCUUUUUGCCAGCCAAUGAUCUCACCCACAGUUUUUCUUCAUACCUGAAGGAAAUUUGUCCUAAAUGGGCAAAACUUCGUAAAAACCACAAGGAGACAAAGUCAGUGGUGAUCCUGGUUAUCUGCAGUUCUGCCCUUCGAUCCUUGGAACUCAUCAAAUCAAUGACAGCAUUUAAAGGAGACUGCAGAGUCCUCAAAUUGUUUGCAAAGCACAUAAAGAUAAAAGAGCAGACGACUAUGUUGGAAAAAGGCAUCUUCCACAUUGGAGUGGGAACUCCUGGGAGAAUAAAAGCGCUAGUGGAGCAAGAUGGCCUGUGCCUGAACUCCACAAAGUAUAUGAUUCUGGAUUGGAAUUGGAGAGAUCAGAAGCUAAGGAGAAUGAUGGAUAUCCCUGAGAUAAAGAAAGAAACAAUUGACCUGCUGGAGAUGAGAAUUAUAAAGCUGUGCAGAGAGGGCUCAGUGAAGCUGGGACUCUUUUAAUGGUUUCACCAACAAGAGAGUAGUCUGCAGUUGUCAUCUACUAUUAUCUUGUCUGUAACUGACAAGUGAUCAAUGGUUGAUUGAAUUAAGAAUUUUGACUUUUGAGAACCCUGUGCACAUUGCAGCUUUUUAUGAGUUUCCUCUAAUAAUAAAGCAUAUUUUGUCUGCAGUUUUUGUAUGGAGGCCUUUUAUUGUGCAAGCAAUGUGAUAAUGCAAUUAGAUGUGCAUUGCAUUCACUUGUUAGAUUUGCUAUUUUAUGUCAUUUAGACAUUUAAGAUGAAUGAACAUGGGUUUGAAAGUCUCAGUUCUCUGAUAUCAGUUCUCUUAUAUCUCUGACACAGAUUCUCUGAUAUCUCCUUCUUCUGUCCCAAAGUUAACAUUUGCUUCUCUCAUGAGAGUAGUAAGCCAAGCCUUGCUAGCUCUUGCCCUAGAGUUUCUUUAACAACAGUGUGUGAAUUUCUGUCCUGCACUUAACAAGUGUUAUUUUCUGAUAUUAUGUAAUAAAUUUAAAUUAAAAUUUCUGUAUA